AUGCGUCCCCCAACCUUUACAGCUUCAGUCGUCACUUUGGCUGUCUAUGCGACAGCGAGCGUCAUUCCUGAACGUCGCGAUGAACCUUUUGCAGGUUAUCUCAUGACCGGAUUUUUCCACAAUUCACACAAUAUCGAGCAAUUUCUUUCCGUUGGAAAUGACCCUAUCAACUUCAAACAGUUGAAUCAGGGCAAAUCGAUCCUCAACUCUGAUAUUGGCACCGGUCGCAUCAGGGAUCCAUAUCUUGCCACCAAUUCUGAUCGAUCGGUCCUUUACUUGAUUGCAACCGUGUCUAAAUUCACAAUACUAAUACCCACUAUGGAUCUUGACAUUACCGUGCCUGGCUUUAGCUGGGACACGGCUACCAGGAACGGAAGUCUGGGAAUAGUGGUCUGGACAUCGCCCAACCUGGCGGACUGGAGUGGUCCGUACCUCCCGACUGUCGAAAUACCUGACGCAGGAAUGGUCUGGGCUCCUUCGGCAGUUUAUGACGAGACGAAGGGAGGUUGGGAUGUCUUUUGGUCUUCAAACUUCUACGAUAACCCCGCCCACUCCGGGUGGGCAACCUACACUCGGAUUCGCACGAGCUUUACCACAGAUUUUGCCACGUUUUCGUCCCCUAGGGACUACAUAUCUUUUGCCGACACUUCUGUCAUAGACCAAGAGUUCCAAUAUCUGGGCUCUACUGGAAACUACGUUCGGUUCUUGAAGAACGUCACAACCAGCCAAAUUUUCGCAGAAAAGACCACCACUGGCAUGUUUGGGACAUGGGACCGCAUCCUAGGCAAUACGCGCGAGGAAAGUCCACGCGAGGGUGCCUUGGCCUACAAAGACAACGUGGUUACAGACAAGUACUAUCUGUGGGUUGACGACUACAUUCAGUAUAUCGCCUACGAAACCACUGAUAUUCUGAACAAUGCUUGGGAGCCGACAAGUCCCAGUGGGAUCCCCCCAUCCAUCAAGCAUGGAUCGGUCUUUUCAGUCACUCAGGCUGAGUAUGACCUCCUGCUUGCAAAGUACCCAUUCUAG
Molecule: messenger RNA, 1029 nt
Organism: Clonostachys rhizophaga
Lineage: Eukaryota; Fungi; Ascomycota; Sordariomycetes; Hypocreales; Bionectriaceae
Source: the annotation of a GenBank genome assembly